GACAAAGCUGUGGGCACUCCGGCAGUGAAAAUUAUUUAACAAAUUUUUAGAAGGAUCACAUGCAACUACUGACAAAUCCAAGAAAUUCAAAUCGAAUAUUCAUUUAGAAUAGCGGAUAAUGUAAUACUUGAAAUAUUUCACAUCAACUUAACCACCAAGUAUUAUCAAAAAUGAAGAUCAAGCUAAAUGAAACUAAAAUAACCCCCUGACACCUAAUGAAAAUCUGUGUACAUCUGACUAAACUGGAUAAAAAUAUUGACACAAUAAAUGUAUUCAAUACCUUCUGUAUAAUUUUGUAAGAGAGCAUUAUUUAUGCGAAAUUUGAUCGGCUAAGAUAUUUGAGUGUUGAAUUGGCACUUGAUAUUGGAAUAGUGCAGACUGAUAACUAAUUGCUUCCUAAGUGGUAAGUUUGGUAAAGUUCGAUCGGAUCAAGAUUGUCGAUAUAUUUUUCCGGUUAUUCAUAUAACCUUCGAAGAUAGUUUCAGAGAGAAGAUAGAAUUCAGUGAACCUUAAUAAAAAUAGCAUAUUAUAUAAUAUGACUCAUUGUCGUACUACGCAAUACCAAAAAAGCUCGCUCGAAUGUGCCACCAUGCGGAUCACAAAUAAUUUAGAUUGCAUAAUAAAUUUGCCAUCCUUUGGUGAAGCAUGUGUGCAAAUGGCAGAUCAAGAACCAAUUACUGUUAUUGUAUUUGAGACGUUAUCUGCUGAUUCUGGAGAACCAGUAGUGGAUUUGCAAACUAAAAGUGUCGAGUAUUGGUACUACAAGAAUGAAGGACGAUCACGAGCGUUCAGAGAAGCACAAUGAUCAUUGCAGAUAUGAACUGUUGUCUCACUUCCGCACAUUACAUUGCUGAAUUUCUUAAUGAUGUGCAUCAUUUCAAUGCUUAUUUUGCAUUGGCAAUGAUAAAUUGAUUGUUCAAUUCUUUUAUGUUUUAGUCGUUUUUUUCAGCUUUUACUUCUCCCUACUUGAUUACUAAUUCCCUUGCUUUGACAAAACUUGGGAAUUUCACCACUGCGCUUUUUGUGUACUUUUAGUAUGGUGUUGGUUUUUAUUAAGACAAUACAUUUUCUGGUACUAUUACCAGUACAUGUUUAAGAAUCUCGAGUUUAAAAUUGGUGUCAUUUUGAUUAACAUGUUUACUUUUAUUUAACAUUUUGCCUAAUAAAUGCUAACAUUUUGUGAGUAUUGUGACAACAUACGAAUAGAAUAAGGAUGUUCUCUACUUUGACAACAAAACAACACUGCCUCUUCAUAUCUGUUCUUUUUAGACAGACAACUUUAGUGGGAUACUGAUACCUAUUUUUACUUCUUUCAUCUACUGUGGUAUUUACCUUAGUUACAAGGAGAUUCACACUCAAAAAAAUGCCAUGAUAUUUUGUCCCAUUUGGCUAAAUGUUUUAGAUAGCAGAAUGCUGAUUUCAUUGUGAAUUAAAUCUUUGCAUGAUAAUGUAGGACUUAUAUUCGAGCCAACAAUGAGAUUGAAUUAUUAUCCAAGUAUGGUACCAAUAGUUUUUUGAACAUUUUGCAUUUAGUAUAUUCUAGUUUAAUAAAGCAUGGAUGCUGGGGAAAGAUUGCUAUACACUGAUCGAAGUUUGCAUGGAAAUAAGCCACCACUGCCACCAAUAGUGUGCGAAAGAGACAAGAUAGCAUUGAAAGAAGUUCAAAAUUACAUUAAAACUGAGUUACAAAAAGUUGGGUGUACAACUCCAGGACCAGAUGAUCGUAGAUAUUGGAUAUACAGCACAGCAUUCAGCAAGUUGAUUAGCAAAGUGACAGUAUAUAAGGAUAUAUUAUCAGACAUUAAACGAGAAUAUGAAGACUGCAUUGCCGCAUUGAAAACAGGUCAACGUGAAGCAAAGUUUCUACAAGUCAAAAUAAAAACUUUGUCCAGUCUUCCUACAACUGUUAACGGUUAUCAAAGACGACAAAAAGAACUGGAAAACAGGCUUUCUAUCUUAAACUCGGAUAACCAGAGACUUGAAAAUACUCUCAAUGAGUUGUUAAAAAUUGGUGAGGAGGAUAACAGUAGCACUGAUGAUGUGGACAAUGUUAAUGUUGAAGACUCAGUUGCCAUGACAACGAAAACUGAAAAAUUCGAGAAGCGACCGAUUCCUGGAUUACCAGUUAUUGACUGGACAAAUGAAAAAACUUUGAAGUCGGCAGUUGAGAAUUUAGAUUCUGUUAUUGAAGAACUCAGGAAACAAAAGAAAACAUUGUACGUUCCUAAAGAGAAAAGGGAUGAAAUGUUACAAGAAUUUAAAGAGAAAAUGAAAGAAAAAGAACAACUUGCUAUAGAUUGCGCGAAAUUGAAAAAGCGUCAUAAACUUUUGAAAAUGGCUAAUGAAGCUGCCCGUGAAUAUAAGGAACUUGCCCUUCACCGAAAAGGUGGAAGUCUUUCAGAUUACAUUCUGAAGAAAGUGACAAAUUAUUCGAUGAAGAGAGAAUCUUCUUUACUGAUAGAUAGUCCUCAUGCUGGAUUUGAAGACGAUGAUCCGUCGAGAGAAAAAGAAGCUGAAAUGAUUCUUGAAUAUAUUGAGAAAUUUAAUGAAUUGUUCUACGAUGGUGAAUAUGCAAAUGCUGCAACCCACGCAGCGAUCAGUCCAAGAGGAGUUCUUCGAGCUAUGGGAACAUUUUUGAGAUUCAAAGAAGUCAGUAUCAAUUAUGUUGGAACUCCAACUCCAUUGUUCAUGUUCGCGGAAGCAUUCAUGUAUUCAUCUUCUGCCCAUAAUCAUUUUGCUGAUGAAGAAAUGUCAUAUGAAUGUGUCAAUUGUGCACUGAAUGAAAAUCGACCAGAUAUGGUAUUACACUGGGUAACACAAGGAUGUAUUAAAUCAUGUAAAGCAGUUGCUGACAGACUGUGUGAAUAUGCAGAAUCUUGUACGCAAAAUAAAGAUAGUUGUUUAGCUGCAGCGCAGAAAAUGUAUUCUGAAACAUCUGGAUGCAAAAUAUUGGCUGCGUCUUUGUUGUACAAGAUUGGACAAGUUGCUGGAAUGUUGGACUAUACCCAUGUUGAGAAGUUUACAAGAGAGACAUAUUUUGAAUUAAUAAAACAAUGCAUGGAUGAAAAUCUUGUUUGGAUUCUGAGUCGCACAACUCCAGAUGAAUAUAGUGCGAGUGAUGAUUCUGCCAGUGGUGAAAGUGAACGUUACAUCAGUUAUCAAUCUCCACUACCUAUACCACUCAGUCAUUCCUUAAUACAUUUGAUUCAAGUGGGAGAUAAUGGAAAGAUAUUGUCGGUUCAACUUCUUGAUAAAAUCUACAACGGUCAAAAAGUAGAAAAAGUUGGUGAUUCUGAUGACAGCCCUCUCACUGCUUCUGAUUUAUCAAAAGUGAUUUAUGAGGAUGGUCAAGAUGCCUAUGAUAACAACGACCUUGUUAAAAGACGAUGGAAAGCUAUUGCAAAAGAAUGUGAGAAUCAGGACAAAUUCGAACUUGCAAUGGAUAUUCAUGCAGCCAUUGUGGUUCGAAACACAAUAUCAAAAGCACUCAGCGUAAUUGCUGAAGAUGAAAAGGAACAGUUUGAUUAUUAUACAUAACUUUCAUUUUUUUAAACUGUGAUUCAAGUUCCUCUUUCUGCCACAUGACCGAGAAGUGCAGUUACUGUGCACUUAGUCGUUACCUUUAAUCGAAUUAGUAUUUCGUUAAAUAAAAAUAUAUAUUUUUGUAAGAUUGAUAUUAUAAGUUUAAGUUUU
This is a messenger RNA of Styela clava, 3693 nucleotides long. The record is from RefSeq and is a predicted model, not a curated record. NCBI's taxonomy places the organism in Eukaryota, Metazoa, Chordata, Ascidiacea, Stolidobranchia, Styelidae.